GAAACCAAGAAAAACAACAACUGUAGAGAGAGAGAAGAUGGGGCUGCUGAAGUUGGAGUUUCUGGUUCUGAUUACUCUCAGUUGGACACUCAUCUGCACGUCUCAAGGCAACAUCAAGUAUUACGACUUCAUCGUGAAGGAGGAUAAUUUUACGAGGUUGUGCGUCACCAAAAGCAUGUUGACAGUAAAUGGAAGUUUUCCAGGCCCAGUGCUUCGCGUCCACAAGGGUGAUACAGUGUUUGUUAAUGUUCACAAUAAAGGAGACGAAGGAGUCACUAUUCACUGGCAUGGAGUUAAGAAUCCUGGAAAUCCAUGGUCUGAUGGUACAGAGCACAUCACGCAAUGCGCAAUCCAACCGGGUUCAAACAUGACUUACGAGGUUAAAUUUACAGCAGAAGAAGGGACCUUGUGGUGGCAUGCCCAUAACGAUUGGACACGAGCCACGGUCCACGGUGUCAUCGUUGUUUUACCUGCUGUUGGAACCACUUAUCCAUUUCCCAAGCCUGAUGAGGAAGAAAUAAUUGUUCUUGCAGCAUGGUUCGUCGAAGAUGUGAAUAGAAUGGUUUCUCAUAGCCUAAAAAAGGGACAGGAUUUCAACCGUUCAAAUGCUUUCACAAUCAACGGCCAACCAGGAGAUCUCAAUCCAUGCUCCAAUGAAACAAUGUACAGAUUGGUAGUUGACCAUGGCAAGACUUACCUACUUCGAAUACUAAACGCAGCAACAAACCAGGAACUCUUCUUCUCAAUUGCGCAACACAAUCUCACAGUUGUAGGAUUAGACGGGGCUUACAUCAAACCUAUAGUCACCAAUUAUAUCAUGAUAGCCCCUGGACAAACAAUGGAUAUUUUGGUCACUGCAAAUCAGUCUCUCAGUCACUAUUACAUGGUUGCCCGGGCUUAUUACAGUCCAGAUGGUGAUAAGUUUGAUCACGCAGCCGCCACAGCAAUUCUCCAGUACAGAGGAAACUACACUCCGCCAGCCUCUCUAGUCUUUCCAACUCUACCUGCUUACCAUGACAAUGAAGCUGCUGAUAACUUCACAAUCCGCUUCAGGAGCUUAGCUAGCGAAGACCACCCAGUAAAUGUUCCGAAGGAUUUCACUACGCGUCUGUAUAUAGCAGUUUCUAUAAACACAUUUUACGUUCCGGAGGGCUCACCAUUGCAGGAAGAGUAUAACGAGCAUUGGCUUGAUGCAAGCUUGAACAACAUAAGUUUUAACUUCCCACGUACCAAUAUUCUGGAAGCCUACUACAGGAACUUGAGUGGGAUUUACGACACACAUUUCCCAGAUGAACCACCCAAAUAUUAUGAUUUCACGGGACCAGAUUUGGGCUCAGACAACUACACAAUACCAAGCGUGGGGACGGAGGUGAAGGUGCUGAACUAUAAUGAAGCUGUGGAGAUAGUGUUCCAGGACACCAAUGUGUUGAAUACAUCACAGAAUCAUCCAAUGCACCUGCAUGGAUUUAGCUUUUAUCUGGUAGGAGCUGGUUAUGGGAAUUUCAACAACGAGACUCAUCCAAAUUCUUAUAACUUGGUUGAUCCACCUUUACUUAACACGGUAGGAAUUCCAAAGAAUGGUUGGGCUGCCAUCAGAUUCAUAGCAGAUAAUCCUGGUGUAUGGUUCAUGCACUGUCACAUGGAACGACAUACUACCUUGGGUAUGACCACUGCUCUCAUUGUGAAGAAUGGCGACACCUCUGAGACGAGUAUGAGUGAGCCCUAUCCUUACAUGCCAGAGUGUACAGUUCCACUGGACUCCAAACUCCAGGCAUCAAAGUUUUCGGGAGAAAUAUGAGCUAAAGAUUGUCAUUUACCCUAAUUUUUCAAUAUUAUAUUUCCCAUAUGUUGGUUCUGUUAUUCACCAAGGUGUGUUUCCCUAUUUAAUGUCAAAAACCUGUAUUUCUAUGCCUUAUGUCUGUGGAAUAGUGCACUUUGUCUUAAAUCAUCUUUGAGUGGCUGUAUGGUCUUUUACCAGCCUAUGAUAAUAUCUCACAAGGAUUUGAGGUAGUACAGUGCAGUCAAUAUAUAUGAUCAGAUCAUUAUCCUGUGUAAAUUGAGGUUCACAACCUCAUAUUUGGCUACAGGUCUCUUCAGGGGAAUUAAUGUAUUUUUACAGCUGUUAAGCAUAUUUAUACACUUGCUCGAAUAGAUACAUUGCAUAAAAUGGCAUUGUUUGACCCUACAUUGUGGAAUAUACAGUCUCAAGAUAGGUAUUGAGCUGCAGCUGACAUGUGUUGUUUGAAGGGCAAUUUAGUCUUUCUACAAUGUGUAUAGAUAUGUGACACAUGGCUGUGGUCCUUGAUUAUAUAUUCAUACACUGAUAUUAUAUUGCUUAGAGGCUAAGUUUUGAGAAAGGAUCCAUUGCAACCUCAUUUACAUGAGCUGUAUACGCUGGUGCAUAAGGUGACAAAACAUGCUGAGGUGGCAGGGGUACAAUUGUCCUUUUACAGUGAGAAUGUCAGAAUUGUCCUUGUGCAAUCAUUGGCUAAUGGUGAUAGCUAACACUCUGUGUGAAGGAGCCAAGUAUUUGUGCUGCUCUAUACAUAUGCUGCUAUAAAGUUUUUAAGUUUAAGGCUGAUACCGAAAAUCCAAAAGGCAACCUGCAUUGCAAUUCUCUCGAGACCUUCCUAUGAGCCAAGUUUUCUGAGCUCAUUGAUUAUGAUUCACACCAGAAAAACCUACUAGAUCAAGCCUUAUUUGUGUACUUACUAUGGAGAUUAUGCUGCUAUUAAGGCUGCUGGUGCAAGGGCUGGACUAAGGUGUGAAGCUGAGCUCAAGGCUGCUGUGGUGCCAACUGAAGACUGUUUCAGGGACUAAAGACUUUUCAGAAGAUUUAAUUACGAAAUUUGAAGUCUUAAGGACUUUGGAAAGAGGUUUUUGGUUUUACGUUCCAUAGCUCAUUUGGGAUCAAAUCUUGAAACUAUAUCGUGAUCUCACUAUCAAGCAACUGGAUAAUGCUUUGACAUGGGAAUUUCCAUUCCCUUAUUUGAUCACGAAAUUGCUAAAGAAAAAGGGACUCAAAGUGCACCGAAAUGAGGAGAAAUUGGAGGAUGUGUAUCUCUAUAAUCUCACUGAAUAGAAGAAUAGUCGUUCUCAACUGAAAAAGGUUAGACAGCUACAAAUUGGUGAUGAGUUUAAUUGGGGUGAUAUGAGUAUUCCUUUGGAGGCUGAGCAUGAUGACCCUACACCUGCUGGUCUAAUGCCACCUGCAAUGACUAGGGCAGAGUAUGACUCCCUUAACACCCGGCUUGAUGCUCUUCAGCUACAGGUUGGUACCAUGGAAGAAAAUCUUACAUAUUUUCGUAAGGAAACAAGAGAAGGAUAGCAAAUUCUGCAGGCCAUGACGCAGUCACUUAUUGACCGUGGUAGUGCCGCUCCGGGUCCAUCUUCUUCCACCUUUAUGGAGGAUUGAGCAUUGUGUUGCUCUUUAGUUUUAUUUAGUUCAUGCUAUUUACUUCUGUUUUGUGUGUUUUGAAAAAUUUUAGGAUUUGGGCCAUGUUUGGCAUGACAAUUGUGGGUGCACUUUUUGACGUACACAUAUUUUGGUUUUCUUUCCCCGUUUUGAAUAAAGCAAGACAUAUUACUUCAUAAUUGUAUCUUUAUAUAUAUGUCUAUGCUUUUAUGCUUGGUAUAUAGUUUUUGUGAACAGCUUAUCAGGUCUAAGUUUGGGGGAAGAAAUUUCACUUUUUCACUACGACUGGGUGCACUGAAGUUACUGUCUCGCACUCGGUAGCUUCUUUCCUUUUACAUCUCUUGGCAUGCUUAAUUUCUAUACAUGUUUUCAUACAUUGAGGAUAAUGCAUCAUUUAAGUUUGGGAGUGUUGAGAGUUUGCUAUUCACAGACAAAUUAUCAUUAUUGAAUAUAGUUGAAUUGUUUA
This is a messenger RNA of Cornus florida, 3881 nucleotides long. RefSeq names its product laccase-14-like. Gene Ontology annotation, cellular component: apoplast. The coding region runs from base 38 to 1798 and encodes 586 amino acids. Gene Ontology annotation, biological process: lignin catabolic process. Lineage: Eukaryota; Viridiplantae; Streptophyta; Magnoliopsida; Cornales; Cornaceae. The record is from RefSeq and is a predicted model, not a curated record. The transcript has 9 exons. Gene Ontology annotation, molecular function: hydroquinone:oxygen oxidoreductase activity; copper ion binding.